Molecule: messenger RNA, 1603 nt
Organism: Mya arenaria
Lineage: Eukaryota; Metazoa; Mollusca; Bivalvia; Myida; Myidae
Exons: 7
Coding region: 20-1105 (361 amino acids)
Source: RefSeq, a predicted model, not a curated record
CCAUAACAUUUCUCAUCAAAUGGAUGGACUCUCAAUACAGAAUGUGACAUGUCAGGUGUUUAAUGCAGCCGUUGAAACACCCUACGAAGUGCACGGCAUUCUAUGUAACGUGGAGAAAGAUAACUGGCCCAUGCUAACAGUUCCUGAAGUCCUUGACGGAGAAAGCUCGACAACAAUCUGUGAAGUGCGCGAUGCUAUCCCAGCUCCGUUAAUAGAAAUACGUGUUGGCAACGUCUUGCUAUCUGAUGUUCAACAAACCGAUUCAUUUUAUGAAAUUUCCCAUACGUUUACUAGCAUAGCAACGGUGACAAAGACUAACAGGGAUUGGAAUGGAAAAGAAAUGUGCUGCGUUAGGAAAUGCAAAGCAGAUUUUGGUCUUAAAGAUGUUUCAGUAUGCAAAAACAUCAGCUUCAGAUAUCCACCGACGGACCUUUCGAUGUCCGUGAACGCAAUACAUAAAUAUAGCAACAAUGUUUCUGUCUGUUUCUUUAAUAUGUCUUGUAAAACGGAUGAAUCAAAUCCGCCUUGCAAAAUUAAAUGGUCAAGCGACAUCGAUAGUUUGAUAUACGUUCAUAGAAACGAUUGGACGAAUGGUGAAAGUGGUAGUUACCGUUCUAUUUCCAACGUGCGUUACAAUGUAGCUAAAGACAUGGCUGGGGGAACUAUUACAUGUUCAACAAGAUGCGAUCAUUUCCAAUUUCGUUUAAACAAAAACUAUAAGAUAUCGUUUUCUGAUGUUCCGACUCUGUAUUUGAACACGACAUCGCCUGUUGUUUUACAUCCAAAUAUUACAGUGACCGUCAAAUGUUUCGUUGAUGACAUGAAUAAUUUAGGGCAAUGGAAUCUUUGGUGGGAAAAUGAAAAUAGCACUGAAAUAGAGGCUUGUAUCAAAGCAGAGGAAUGCCUGUUAACAUUGAAUUAUACAGGAAAUGGUGAUAAGACGUACAUAUGCAACGCUUGGAAAUCAAAUGAGCUUCUGAGAAAUUCUUUGACAGUUUCAAGCUCAAUGACAGAUGAGGCAACAACCAACCCUGAACUAGUUGUACCCCAACAGUGGCAUUUGGUCCUUUACGUGGUAGCUGGAAUACUUCUAGUUUACUUGUAACCACGUUUACAGUGUUUCUCUUUCGUAGAUGCAAACCUCAUGUGUAUGAGAAGCCAUUACGCCCAAGAAGAACAGCAGUUAGAGAGCAAAGUAUGCAUGUGUAUGAUGUUGUUCAGUCUGAUGUGGAGACAACUGCCCUUCACAAUCUAAGAGGAGUGUCUGCAAGUGCUAUCGAGAUCGAACAUGUACCAUCAUUCGUGGAUAUGGAAGAAAACGCAGUCCGUUCGUACGAAAAUGUUAUCCACUACGAGUAUGUGGACACAACACCCGACCACAGAGACCGUCUGACAAACGCACCCGAUGAAAACUAUAUUCACGCUAUAUAAAGUUUUUUGAGUAUCCGAUCAGAUUUUUGUAAUUUGGAAUUGUCAUAAUAAUAGUUUUGCUUACAGUCUUAGUGCGUUUAUUGUUAGAACGUGUUUAUCUGAAUUGUUCUUUAUUGUGUGUUCUUGUAUGUUGCUAUAAUAGUUUUGCAGUUAUACACGUGUAUAUAUUAAU